GCUUUUCAUGAUCUGAGCCAGUGGGAGCAUGCAGAUGUUAAACAGAAGAGGCCCCAGGCUGGAACCUUGCGGAAAUCCACAUGUCAUUUUUGCAUGUUCAGAUGUGUAAUUACCUACAGAGACAAAGUAUUCCCUGUCCAUCAAGUAGGAUUCAAACCAUUCUAAUGCAGUCUCAGAAAUCUCACCCAGUUUCCAGUCGGUCUAGUAAUAUGUUGUCAUCAACUGUUUAGAAUGCCGCACUGAGGUCCAGUAACACUAAGAUCCAGUAGAACUAAAACAGAAAUUCUGCCAUUGUCUGUGUUUAAGUAAAUGUCAUUGAAGACCUUCACAAGAGCCGUCUCAGUGCUGUGGUGUGGUCUAAAUCCUGCCUGGAAGACAUCAGAACAGCUGUUCGUUAACACAAAGUUGUUCAGCUGCUUUAAAACUGCUUUUUCGAUUAUUUUACUGAGAAAUGGGAGGUUUGAUAUUGGUCUAUAAUUGUUCAUUAGUGAAGCGUCUAAAUUGUUCUUUUUUAAUAAAGGUUUGAUAACAGCAGUUUUCAAGGACUGUGGGAAGACACCUGAAAGAAGAGGCGUGUUAACAAUCUGUAGAUGGUCUGAGGCCAUGCAGUUUGAGACAUUUUUGAAAAGAGAUACAAAAUCAGCGUGAGCUUCUGUGCAUGUUGUGAAACCUGCAGUCUGAAGGGCAGAAGCUUUAACGCUCAUCGACAAGCUUAGUUUACACUUUGUGUUAAUAAAGUUGAUUGACAAUGUCUCGAUUCAUGUUGUACUUACAGUGGAAAGGUGUCGUACAGCAGAUUAACAGUCUCAGAGUCGACAGCAGAUCUGCUCUUUAACUGCUGUGUGACUGACGAGCCUUACACUGACUGUUGUGCAACAUGUGCAUUUCACUGCAAUUUCCUCAAUCUCAAGCAGAGACAUGUCAGGCUAUCCCAAAUAUUUCCUGAUGUUUAUAAGAAAAUUGCUGCCAGGAUGGAGAAGCUGCACAAACACAAAUAACUCAAACAUAAUAAGUGAUGUAUGCAUUUGACCACUUUGUAUUGUGAUGAAAAGGAGAAUAUAAGUUCAUAACAACUUUGAUUCUUAGUGCAAGUUACAGGACUGCUUUAGAGCUGGUCCAACUGAUGAAAUAAACACACACUGACAUGUUGGUAGACAUUACUUCCUGUCACAUGUUCCUGCUGGCUGGAAAACAAAAAUGUUGUUCAACUUGUUUAGUUUCAGUCGACCUAUCAAAAUGUUCACGCCUCACUGGAGGAUUUGACAUUGUUGAUCACAGCUGAGACACCAUUUUAAGGAGUGAGAUUGCUGCUGAAACACACGUUGGAGUUUAUCAACUAGAAAAGGGAAGAGACACGUUGGUGAGUCCUGCUGACUGAAAUAUGAGUUCAGUUCAAAAUGGCUGAGAAAACUGCUCUUCUUGAAAGUUUCCUGAGCUGCCAUGUGUGUUCAGAGACUUUCAGAGAUCCUGUGUCUCUGAGCUGCAACCACAGCUUCUGUUCAAGCUGCCUGCAGAAAUUCUGGGAACAAGCUGAAAACAAAAACUGUCCAAUUUGUAAAACAAAAUCCUUAACUGAUGAACCAGCUGCAAACCUUUCACAGAAGGAACUGGCUGACUCAUUUGCUGGGAGACAGAAAUCUGGAUCAUCUGAGAUCGAAAAAGACGAGGAUAAACUGCAGGUGGUGUGUAGUAAACAUCUAGAUGUCUCUUAUUGGUUCUGUGAGGAUGAAGACAGAGCUGUGUGUCCUGUCUGUGAGUUUUCUCUCCAUCGGAGUCACAAAGUGGUUCCUAUAGAACAAGCAGUCAGUGACCUGAAGGACCAGCUGAAAUCUGACUUACAGUCUCUGCAGGACAAGAGGGACAAAUACAAACAAGUGGAGAAAACAUACAAUGAAGUGACUCAACACUCCAAGAAGCAGCUGUUGUCCACAGAGAGACAGAUCAGAGCAGAGUUCAACAAGCUCCACCAGUUCCUGAGAGAGGAAGAGGAGUCCAGACUGGCAGCUCUGAGGGAGGAAGAGGAGCAGAAGGGGAAGACUAUCAGCAGAGAGAUGAAGAGGAUUCAGGAGCAGAUCUCCUCUCUGUCAGACAGUAUCUCUGCUGUUGAAGAAGAGCUGCAGAAACACAACGUGCCAUUCCUCAGCAGUUAUAAAGCCACUCAGACCAGAGCCAGAGUCCAGUGCUCACUGUCAGAUCCACAGCUGCUCUCAGGAGCGCUGAUAGAUGUGGCCAAACACCUGGGCAACCUGUCCUUCAGAGUCUGGGAGAAGAUGAAGGAGAAGGUCCACUUCAGUCCUGUCAUUCUGGACCCAAACACUGCACAUCCCCGUCUCUGUUUGUCUGAUGAUCUGACCAGUGUGAGACGUGAAGACGCAAAGCAGCAGCUUCCUGACAAUCCAGAGAGAUUCACAAAGUAUGCCACUGUUCUGGGCUCUGAGGGCUUCAGCUCAGGGAAACACAGCUGGGAGGUGGAGGUGGGAGAUCAUCCUGACUGGCUUGUAGGUUUGGUUAAAGAGUCAGCUGACAGGAAGGGAGAGGCAGAUGCUUCACCUAAAUAUGGAAUCUGGUGUUUAUUGUAUGGUAAUGGAAAAUACAUUAAUGGAUAUGGUGAGACUGUCAGAGUGAAGAAGAGUCUUCAGAGGAUCAGAGUCCAGCUGGACUAUGACAGGGGGGAGGUGUCCUUCUACGACCCUGAAGAUAUGACUCACAUCUGCACUCUGAAAGACACUUUCACUGAGAAACUCUUCUCAUAUUUCAAUAUUGGAAAGUCUGGUGAUCCAAAAACUGCUGAUAUCAAAAUCUGUCCAACAGAUUUUUCUCUGUAAUGUUUAGGGGUGCACCGAUUGCAAUUUUCUGGCCGAUCGACGAUCAUCGUUUUUUUUUUUUU
This is a messenger RNA of Centropristis striata (black sea bass), 2887 nucleotides long. Its product is annotated as zinc-binding protein A33-like. NCBI's taxonomy places the organism in Eukaryota, Metazoa, Chordata, Actinopteri, Perciformes, Serranidae. Bases 1398 to 2825 code for a protein of 475 amino acids. The transcript is spliced from 2 exons. Gene Ontology annotation, molecular function: zinc ion binding; protein binding. The record is from RefSeq and is a predicted model, not a curated record.